Molecule: messenger RNA, 4420 nt
Organism: Mizuhopecten yessoensis (Yesso scallop)
Lineage: Eukaryota; Metazoa; Mollusca; Bivalvia; Pectinida; Pectinidae
Exons: 5
Coding region: 1051-2355 (434 amino acids)
Source: RefSeq, a predicted model, not a curated record
GCUGCAGAGAGAGAGAGAGAGCGAGCGAGCGAGAGGGACAUUCCAUUCACACACGUAUCGGUGGUGUAACGGGCGUAUUGUCUGUAUAAAAGGGAAUCGAGCCAACUAGCAACAGGUAUAUAGAAGUUUUACGGUUACGGCUUAAUGUCUUAAUGAUAACGUCAUACCUGCGAACGAGGAUUGUGUUUAUAACUACUGGUGGACUGCACAUGUUCAUGUUUUUGCUUACAAAGCGGUUGUUUGAACGAUCGCACUGUUCAUUGAAUGUGUAUCACGCUUUCAGUAUUUCGACUCUUGGAGCUUGUGAUUGAUUUCCCAGCGCUGGAACAAAAGUCAUUUUUUUGGACCAGUGACAAAACGGUCAAAGGUCACUUGAAAUGGAGCCUAAUAUUGUCCACUCGCGGGCUACGCCUUAGGUCAAAGGUUAUGUGAUGAUGAAUGGCGUUCCUUUUGUAACAAACAUGCAUGAUAAGCCCCGGAGUCACUCUCUAUGUUUAUUGCACGUGUUGCGAGCGGCCGUGUACAAGUUACACGAGAGCACAGCUCUAUAGCAUAACAUCCUGGAUGGAGACUUACAGAAAUGUUCAAAGGCGAAAAAAACCUGUGAGACCAAAUAUCUUGUGUAAGUAUAUAACCAUGUAUUUUUAGCCCAAACAGUGAAAUGGAACUUACUGUGUGUUUCAUAAUCGGAUAUAUUUCAAAUUAUCAGUGGAAUAUUUGUGAAGUGUACAGUCAGUAUCACAGAGAUUCACUUACGCAAAGAUUGCCUAGUUUAUAGAAUGGAUUACGCACCACAUAAGCUAUCCUAGGUUGAGUAGUACCUACAGGCGGACAGGGGAGGGGUACACCUAUAGAAAGGCCGGGUGUACCUCACUGGCCGGCUGGUCUGUCCUGACGGGGAGGCUGAUACGUGCAGAGGGGAGAGUAAUUGUUUAUAUGUGAUAAGUAGCUUGCCUGUGUCAAAAGUGGAUUGCCUGUGAGCGUAGUGUGUAGCAAUUUGUUACAUUCUUGUCACUGUACGUGACCGUUACCAUCGACCCCACCGCGGGGAUGGAUGCAGCGCCGUAUGAUAACGUUGAAUUCCCUAUCCGGAGGCAACUUGGGACUCCCGCCACGUGGCCAGGGUCCGAUCAUGUCAUCAUGUCUAUUAAAUCCCCAACUCCGAAGACACCUAAACCCAAAACGGAGUCGAAACUGUCACCCGUCCUGGAGGUGGAUGGAAGUGAAUUCACUGAGGAGCAAGCAGAACUCCCGUCCGUGCAGGAUCAACGACAGACGGCACAGGUGACAAAUCUGCGCGGCAAAAAGGAAACGGAAAUUACCGCAAACAAAGGUGUAACACUUGUCAACUCGAAUCAGGUGGGACGGCCGCCAACUACCCUGAAGGCCGUCACUAGUUCCUCGCCCGCCAGCACCUCCGAGACACACACAUUGGUACCCUUCGGUGCAAAGACGACGAUAGCGACCACGAAAACAGCGACCACGACGCCAACGUCGGUAAUCCCGUCUUCAACCAUGGACAAAAAUGGUAAGAUAGGAUUUGUGAUCGUGGAUGAGCCCCGGCCCUUCAAUCAGGACUUCUCCCGUCUAGAUCUAAAUCCCUCCUCUCAGACGGUGUUAGGGGAGGCGUAUACCAAACAACGCAAGUUCUACAGGCUCAAUGACCGUCUGCUCGCCCAGGGGGAGGACAUGCGUCAGGACGUCUGGCAGGCCAAAGGUCGGCCCGGGGAACUCCUUACCUACGAACAGCUUCUACAAGGGAUGUUGGAGGAAGGAGAGGUGUUGGUCCUGGGAGGGGCGUGGCUGUACUUCACUCAUCUUGACUUCCUGGACAAGGAGGGUAAGACCAAGGUCAAACCCUCCAUAGGUAAGGGACGGAUAUGCCUCACUGACCGGAAGCUGCUCAUAUUAUCAGCGGAAGUUAAUGAAGACGCUGCUCUGUCGGAGUUCGGAGACGGAAGUCCUGCCUCACAGAGCGGUUAUAAGCUGGAAUUAUCCAAGUACAACAGGACCUUCUACCAGAACGUGCCAUUAGGCUGUUUCCUAGGCGUGGAACUGUCGGCGAGCGUCGGAAGCUCCCUGGAGAGUCGCCUCACGGAACAGGAGCCACUGUGUGGCGGUCUGUGUUCGUGUCUGGGAGUAAGUUGUUUACAGAUUGCCCGGUGUUCUACAACAUGGAGGUCCUCACGACCGAUGCCAGUUCCGGUCAACACUCGCACAAUUCGUAUGGGGAUCAGUAUGCCACCCUGGCACACAGAGACAAACGUGGUCGUGUACAUUCACCCGGAAAUGCCACUUACGGCCGCCAGGGACUUUGUGGCGCAAAUUCACCACCACGCGCCUUUGUUACACUAACAAAGGUCAGGGCCAUCCCAGUGGAAAUAACGACUGAGCCAGUAGAUGCUAUGCUCCGUAAUUCAUGGUUAAUGCGAGAGCCAAAAUUCAACACAAUGAUGAAUGGCUGUUUGAUGAUUUAACAACAAUGCAAUGUACCGGAAGUGACAAGUUUCAUUACUUGUAUGGUGAAAAAUGUACUGGAAAGUAUAGCGCCGCCUGUGGGUGGGUACCCUGCCUUUUAUUGUUCUCGAUAACACGUGGUCCUUUUUGUCGGGUCAUCUCGAUGAUGACACAUGCUUGAUGGAAUGAGCGUUAUUUCAUAACAUGCAUCAUUUGCAAUUCAUUUGAUGAAAUCGGGAUGAAGCGCUUUUCCGACUGAAGAUGUGAAAUGUGAUUUACAUAUGUCCACGUGUCUCUGUUGGAAGUCGAACACGGAACUACGGAUAUACCCGAAUCACAUCCCGGUACGGAUAUACCCGAAUCACAUCCCGGUACGGAUAUACCCGAAUCACAUCCGGGUUGUCGUUGGGAUGUACAGUGAUUUAAAAAGAAAAUAACCCCAUUUCGUUAUUCACUUCUUGAAAAGUGAAACGCGUACUGAAAGGUAUAUCGCCGUCUAUUGGUAGGUACACUGGCUGUUAUUGUUCUCGAUAAUAAUCUUGCACCGAUUUUCAAAGAUUGAGUGUUCAAGGAAGAUAUUUACUGGCAAAGAUUCCCAACGCAUAAGCCAGUUGCAUAGUAUUUAAUGAUAUGUAUCAUGAUGACGUCACAAUUACACACACGUCAUAACGGGGUAUUUUUUACGUAGGGUUAUAUAAUGUUAUAUGAUAAACCUGAUUGUUCAUCACAAAGUAUUAAUUUAUUGCAAAGACCACGGACGCUUGUGUCACACAUUGCGAUACGGUAUAAUUUUCUUUGGUAAACACAUUUAUAAGAUAUAAUUUACAUAAAUAUUAUAUUCUGACUCUGCCUUAUGUUCGAAUGACGUCAUUGUUCGAAUUACGUCAUUGAUCUUAACUUCUUAUAUAUUUAUUAAGAUGUGUGUUAUUGUGCAACUUAACAUAGAUCUGUAUGUCAGCGAUGCUAGUCAUGAUUGUGCUAUUAUUUUAGAAGCAAUAUUACAUAUAAGCUGUGUGCGCGCUGUUAGUUAUGAAUGUGUUUGAUUUAUAUUGUUUUAGUACAUGCUAUGGAGUUUUAUUUCCUAUUUCUAACAAUAGUAUUUGCUGUGGAUAGUGACUUUAGAAGAUAUCGUACAAGAUUAAAUUUUCAUCCACAUCUAAUAUGGAAUCUGACAAUCAAAAUGAGCUCUUUUAUUUACCACAAAUCGUUCAGUGUAUCGCUAUCAUACACGGUAACCUGUUAGUAUCUCUACCCGUAAAUCCUCAAAUCAACAUACCUCCUGGAAGGAACGAAUACAUGCUGCUUGCAAAAUCUUGAAUGAAUUUCAUAUCACUAUAUCAGGAUUUUCAUUAAACCAUUGAGAGUAGGUUUUGACUUUCCAAAAUGAGCUUAGAAUCUUAGCUUUGAAAGUAUAUGUCCAUCUGACAAUCCAAAUUUUAGUGAAAAAUUUACAGUUAAACCUGUUUUAGGAAAACACCCCUGGGAAGCCAAACAAUUAUGUCUUAAUGCAAGUAUCAAGCUUAUUCUAGAAUGAACUACUAGUACUUAACUACUCGUUUAUAUUGUAUUUCUUCCCCAGGAACCUUUGUAAACAUGUAAUGCACUUAUGUGACUGACGAAAUAAAAAAUGUCAAAGACAAAAAAAAUUAUGUCUUUAUACAGAUGGUCUCUGAAUACAGGUGGUCUCUGAAUACAUGUCGUCUCUGAAUACAGAUGGUCUCUGAAUACAGAUGGUCUCUGAAUGCAGAUGGUCUCUGAAUACAGAUGGUCUCUGAAUACAUGUCGUCUCUUUAUACAGGUGGUCUCUUUAUACAGGUGGUCUCUGAAUACAGAUGGUCUCUGAAUACAGGUGGUCUCUGAAUACAUGUCGUCUCUGAAUACAGAUGGUCUCUGAAUGCAGGUGGUCUCUUUAUAUCGGUGGUCUCUGAACACAGGUGGUCUCUGAACACAGGUGGUCUCUGAA